Didymodactylos carnosus is the source of this 1443-nucleotide messenger RNA. Lineage: Eukaryota; Metazoa; Rotifera; Eurotatoria; Philodinida; Philodinidae. The record is from the annotation of a GenBank genome assembly.
AUGAUUUCGCUUCUCAGCGUAUACAUUCGUCAUCUUGACCUGUCCAUCAAAUCUGAUACGGUUUCAACGGAUGAAUGGCUACAUUUUCAUGCUGAUCGAAUUGUAUCACUUCGAAUUAAUGAUAUUCAACUUAAUGAUCGUCUUUUGUCUAUAUUUGUAAUACUCAGUCGUAUUGAACUUCAGUCUGUCUGGUCGCAAGAUAUCUUCACAUUGAGUCAACUGAAAUCACAACCACUCUGCUUUUCAUUUCCAAAACUCAACGAAUCUGAAACACACGAUCAUUUGUUGGCAUCUGUGUGGCAUCGAGAUAGUCACAUAAAAGAUUUAUCAAUUGCAUAUUGUUUUACAUUCAAAGCACAUCAUUUUUCUCCAUCGUCGUCGCUCACUCCAAGUCAACAUCUCAUUCGUCUCUCACUCGUCAUCAGUCAUAUCGUCUUGGCAAUCGAUUUGAUGCCAUUUAUACCUGUUGUGGAGCAUUUGGAGAUUCGACUUUGUGAUAGACAUAAUCAUGCUGGUAUAUAUCGACCAUUACAUGAAGAAAUUUUUCAAGCUUGUACAUGGCCUUCUCGCGUCAAAGUCUUACGUUUGCUUGCUUACAAUCAAAUUACAAAUACGUACAAUGUUUGUUCGUUCAUUCGAGGCUUUUCAUCAUCACUCGAAAACUUAUCAUUGUAUUUUACCACCACUUCAUCUUAUCUUCUGUCUAGUUGGCGAAAUUUCGAACGUUUUUUAUUGAAUUAUUUGCCUCACAUUAAACGGCUCGAUUUCUGUGUUCAUAGUCGUGCGCAUGAAACUCCUGCUCGCCGAACAUUCGACAGAUGGAGAGAAAAACAACAUGUGGUUUCGAUUUAUCACGAAGAACAUCUUAUGCAUACACGAUUCACCUUUCCAUUUGUAUUUGACUCAUUGGAGCAUGUCACCGAUGAUUUUGUUGAUUUUCACUCGAAUAUUAAUCGUGCCGAUUUUCUCUUCUCACUUCCGACUGUAAUCAACAUUUCAUUUCGUUCUCGAGAAAAAUUGAGUUUGAAUCUAUUCAAAUUCAUUCGUCAUGUUUGUCCUUAUCUUCGUCAAAUUACUUUCAAAGACUUUUGUCAGUUAAAUGACGAUUUGAUUGAAGAUAGUCGAUUGACUAUUCCAACUCUUGUUCAACUAUGUCUUGAUGAUGUGUACUAUAAUAGCUGUAAUGAUAGUUUACGACGUCUUCUUCAUCUCGCACCUAAUCUAGAACAUUUGAUAAUUCCAGUUAAAUUUAUUCGUCUCAUGAGUAUGAUCGAGAAUGAUGUCGGACAAUUUACGUCUAUUCGUCGACUGACCAUAAUCGAGCACUGUUGUGAAGGAGCCGUCAUCGACUACAGCUUCUGCUCAGACAAGAGUGAAAAAACGAUGCGAAACAUUUUUCCCAAUGCAGAUAUCACCUAUCAAAUUAAAGGUGAUAAUUACUAA